This is a messenger RNA of Setaria italica (foxtail millet), 724 nucleotides long. Its product is annotated as macrophage migration inhibitory factor homolog. Gene Ontology annotation, molecular function: phenylpyruvate tautomerase activity. Bases 114 to 461 code for a protein of 115 amino acids. The transcript has 3 exons. Lineage: Eukaryota; Viridiplantae; Streptophyta; Magnoliopsida; Poales; Poaceae. The record is from RefSeq and is a predicted model, not a curated record.
UCGUCCUCCACCCGCUCGCCUGCUUCCUCCUAUCCACGAGCGCAGCGCAACGCAGGGGAGGAGGGGGCGGAGCCGAGCCACGGAGCAGAAGCGAGGCGCACCGCAGCAGCAGGAUGCCGACGCUGAUCCUGAGCACCAACGUGCCGGUGGACGCCGUCGUCGCCGCCGACAUCCUCAAGGACUGCUCCAAGGCAGUCGCCAGGAUCAUCGGCAAGCCCGAAUCCUACGUCAUGGUGUCCAUAAACGGGUCGGUGCCCAUGUCAUUCGCGGCGAGCGAAGAGCCAACGGCGUACGGUGAGCUCGUCUCCAUCGGCGGGAUCGGCCCCGGCGUCAACGGCAAGUUGAGCGCGGCCGUUGCUGAGAUACUGGAGACCAAGCUCUCGGUCAGCAAGUCCAGAUUCUACAUCAAAUUCGAUGAUGUGCAGCGACACAACUUUGGCUUCAACGGGUCGACAUUCUAAAGAAAACUCCAUCAGAAGAAGAUGAUUGCUGCGUCCAAACAACCACCUCAACCUGCCCACACAUACCGCCAUCAGUUCAUCAAUAAACGUGGAUGAUCAAGGGUUUCAUCACUUCAUGUGUAUCUCCUGCACCUCCAAGGGAUAUUCCGCUUGUGUGAGGCAGCACUAAUUUUAUAUGCUUUAUUUCAGCAUGCCGUCGUGCACCUCAUCCCUCAUUUCAUGAUACAUCGUUCUUCAGUAGAAUCAAUUAUCUCUUUCUGGCA